AAGGCCGGGGGGCGGGGCGAAGAAGGGCCCCUCCCCUCCGAGGGCGGGAGUCUGGCCCCCUGAGCGUCUGCCCGCUUCUUCGCAGGUGUCUCGGGCGGAAUAUGCGCAGGAGCAGCAGCGCCGCCGCGGAUCAGGAGUAGGCGGGCCUGCGGGAUGCGCCUUGGGCCGGGCCGGGCCGCGCUGGCGUCUCCUUCCUAGGCCGGCGGCGUCUGAGCGAGCGGUCGGUCGCCCUCCGCCGCCUGCCCCGUCCGCCGAUGCAGAGCUCGGGCUUCCCGCCGCUGGGCCGCUCCCACUCCCGCUCCUUCCUCCUGCCGCACUGGCAGCGCGGAGGGGCGCCGCCGGACCAGCGAGCGACCCCGCCGGAGGUGGCCGCCCAUGCCGCGCCGCGCCCUCCUCCGCCUGCCGCUCUCGUCGCGGCCGAGGCCUGGAAGCGGGCGGCCACCGACCUGGAGCGGAGCCUGAAAUUCCUGCAGGAGCAACACGCGGAGACCCUGCAGGAGCUCCACGCGGAGAUCGACCGCCUCAAGCGCCAGAACAAGGAUCUUCAUUAUAAGCUCAUAAUGCACCCAAUGCUCCAGAAGACAACAGGCUUUCCUUCCAGCACUUUGCCAGGUAAGGCCCAGCCAGGAAGCAACUCAAAGGGCAAAGCAGCUGGCAACUGGAUGGCAGCAGCGGCAGCAACAAAAGAAAAACAUGCAGAACCUAAACAUCUUGUACGUUGUGAGAAACUGGAAGAGAAGCCAGUGAGUGGCGAGUUCAUAAAGGAAGAGGAGAAUACAGAAGAGGAGGAAAGUGCAGUAGGGGAGAUAGACGGUGCAAUGCAGAAGGAAUUGGAGGACCUCAGGCCAGAGCAGGAGACGCUGCCAGCAGAGGCGGCUCCCCGCAGAGAUUCAGAAGUCUGUGACAGGAUGACGUCCCCAAUACCUUUUCCAUCAUCAAGCCAAAGCAGAGCUGGGGAUGUGAAAAUCCCUGCUGCCUCUUCCAACCCUUUCUUGGUGACUGUGCUCCCUUCCUACAUGCGGAAGCCGCCAACGCUGGAGGAGUGUGAGGUGGUCAUUCGGCAGCUGUGGAACAUCAAUCACAUGCAGAUGCAAGAGCUGAUGUAUUUGAGAUCGUGCCUGGACGACAUCCACAAGACCAAAAGAAUUCCUGAAGACUACAUGCUAGCUGGUCAGCUUGGGAGCCAGGAGGCCACACUGUUACCAAGGGUGAAGAAUGGUUCUAAGAAAUGGAUCCUCACGCCAUUGCCUGCUGCUGAAAGGGCCGUGUUGCCAGCACUGAAGCAGACAUUGGGAAAUGCUUUUGCCGAGAGACAGAAGAGAACGCAAGCCGUGCAGAGGAACAGGCUCCACCGGACAGCACUUUAGCAAGUAUGGUUCAAUUGGCCUCUUUUUAUGAGGUUCCUUGUGCCCCUAAAGUGGUUUGGAAGCCAGUGCAUCCAUUGCUGAUCUCUACUCCAUGUACCAGAAGAGUUUCUGUUCUUCACCACUUAAUUUAAAACUUCAUAAUUAUCAUUUUUUGCCCAUGUAGCUAGAGAAAAACCAGUGAUCUCACUUCUCCCUAGGGAUUGAUAAGCUUACUUUUUUUUAGUACAGAAUUGGGAGCUCUGGGUGCAAAGUACACAGAAGCCUGCUUAGACAAUGCCAGGGCAAGGGGGUAGCAAAGUGACUUGCCCCUCACAAGCAUGAGCCUGUGACCUUAUGCUCAGGCUGCUGUGGAACUAAAGGAGGUGGGGGGUUAAGCAAGAGAAAAUAAGUGAGUGUUAAACACUGGAACGAAUACAUUUAUUACAAUAAAACAAAUGCCUUAGUUCA
Rhineura floridana is the source of this 1814-nucleotide messenger RNA. It is a transcript of the gene CCDC74B, whose product is annotated as coiled-coil domain containing 74B. The record is from RefSeq and is a predicted model, not a curated record. The transcript has 7 exons. Lineage: Eukaryota; Metazoa; Chordata; Lepidosauria; Squamata; Rhineuridae. Bases 255 to 1367 code for a protein of 370 amino acids.